AUGGGUACCUUAAUUCACAAGGGGACUUUCUCUAUCACUUUAGAAUUCACAAAUACUUCACUCAACAUUAAAUGGGCUUGUACAAGUGUUUAUGGCCCUAAUGACAGGACUUUAAAAUUUGAAUUCUGGAAUGAACUUCGCACUGUCAGAAAUUUACACGAAUUAUCUUGGCUCAUUUGUGGAGACUUCAACACUUCUUUCACUUUUAAUGAUAAAAAUAAUGGAAUCCCUAACCCAAGGGAAAUUGCUAAUGCCCAGCAGUUUCUUGGAGAUCUCAAUCUUAUUGAUCCUCCAUUACAUGGGCGCAAAUUUACUUGGACUAAUGGACAACCCAAUCCCUUAUGGGUUAGACUGGACAGAUUCUUAUACACACAUGAUUGGCCAUUAUUUUUUCCUAGAACAAUUCAAAGUUCUUUUCCUAGAAUUGGCUCCGAUCAUUCCCCCAUUUACUUGGAUUUCGGCAACCACUACACUCGUUCUAGAAUUUUCAGAUUCGAAAAAUCUUGGUAUUCCAACGAUCUUCUAGAGAGCUUAAUUCAAGGCUGGUGGUCUGAUCAAAAUCCUGUUGGUUGUGGGGCCUACAUUAUCACCAAAAAAUUCGCCUACUUAAAAUCUAAACUUCGCCUUUGGGCAAAAGAAAAUUUUGGUGCUUCUAACAUUCAUAAAAAAAGUUUGCUCGCUGAUUUAAAUUCACUUGAUACCAUUCGUGAAAGUAGAAAUCUUUCUGAGGAUGAAUCUACCCGUUUCGCCCACAUUCAAUCUGAACUUCACAUCCUACUAAAACAAGAGGAGAUUUACUGGAAACAACGCUCUAGAAUUACUUGGCUUAAAGAGGGUGACGCAAAUACUAAAUAUUUCCACCUUCUGGCUAAUGGCAGGAGGAAUAAAAAUUUUAUUCCUAGAAUUCGAAGUAAUGGGAAUUGGAUUGAGGGUAAUCAAGAAAUUGGAAAAAAUUUCACUGAUCACUUCCAGAACCUUAUUGGUACCCCGAUCCCUCAUAGAUUUCUACUCAACUGGCACCAUCUUUUUAAUUUCAAAGAUAGAGUUGAUCUCUCUUCGCUAGAACUUCCUUUCUCUUUUGAUGAAAUCAAAAAUGCUGUGUUCGAUCUUAACGCAGAUAAAGCUCCAGUGGAUAAUUCUCAAUCCGGAUUCAUUAAGGGUAGAUGUAUCGCUGAUAAUAUUAUUGCUGCUCAGGAAGUGAUUUUCAAUCUUCAAAAAAGGAAAAUUCUUGGCUACGCUCUUAAAGUUGAUUUCGCUAAAGCCUUUGACUCCUUGGACUGGAAUUUUCUACUUGAGAUUCUAGAAGCUAGAGGUUUUGGUAAUCGUUGGAUUUCAUGGAUACACACAAUUCUCAAAUCUGCCAAAACUCAAAUUCUCAUUAAUGGUACUACUCAGGGUUACAUUCGCUGCAAAAGAGGUCUAAGGCAAGAAUUUGUCGUCCCAGAAGCAUGGGUGGCUGGGGCAUUCUUAAUCUUCAGGAAUUCAAUAAAGCCUUACUUGGCAAAUGGUGGUGGAAAUUCAUUACUACACCAGAUUCAUGCUGGUCCAUGA
Molecule: messenger RNA, 1551 nt
Organism: Dioscorea cayenensis subsp. rotundata (Guinea yam)
Lineage: Eukaryota; Viridiplantae; Streptophyta; Magnoliopsida; Dioscoreales; Dioscoreaceae
Exons: 3
Coding region: 1-1551 (516 amino acids)
Molecular function (GO): catalytic activity
Source: RefSeq, a predicted model, not a curated record